CACCCCGCCCCAUUCUCCCGCUUUCCAUCACCCCACCCCAUUCUCCCGCUUUCCAGCACCCUGCCCCAUUCUCCCGCUUUCCAUCACCCCGCCCCAUUCUCCCACUUUCCAUCACCCCGCCCCAUUCUCCCUCUUUCCAUCACCCCGCCCCAUUCUCCCACUUUCCAUCACCCGCCCCAUUCUCCCGCUUUCCAUCACCCCGCCCCAUUCUCCCGCUUUCCAUCACCUCGACCCAUUCUCCCUCUUUCCAUCACCCCGCCCCAUUCUCCCUCUUUCCAUCACCCCGCCCCAUUCUCCCUCUUUCCAUCACCCCGCCCCAUUCUCCCGCUUUCGACCACCCCGCCCCAUUCUCCCUCUUUCCAUCACCCCGCCCCAUUCUCCCUCUUUCCAUCACCCCGCCCCAUUCUCCCUCUUUCCAUAACCCCGCCCCAUUCUCCCGCUUUCCAUCACCCCGCCCCAUUCUUCCGUUUUCCAUCACCCCGCCCCAUUCUCCCGCUUUCCAUCACCCCGCCCCAUUCUCCCGCUUUCCAGUACCCCGCCCCCAUUCUCCCGCUCUCCAUCACCCCGCCCCAUUCUCCCGCUUUCCAGCACCCCGCCCCAUUCUCCUGCUUUCCAUCACCCCGCCCAAUUCUCCCGCUUUCCAUCACCCCGCCCCAUUCUCCCGCUUUCCAUCACCCCGCCCCAUUCUCCCGCUUUCCAUCACCCCGCCCCAUUCUCCCUCUUUCCAUCACCCUGCCCCAUUCUCCUGCUUUCCAUCACCCGCCCCAUUCUCCCGCUUUCCAUCAUCCCGCCCCAUUCUGCCGCUUUCCAUCACCCCGCCCCAUGCUCCCUCUUUCCAUCACCCCGCCCCAUUAUCCUGCUUUCCAUCACCCGCCCCAUUCUCCCGCUUUCCAUCACCCCGCCCCAUUCUCCCGCUUUCCAUCACCCCGCCCCAUUCUCCCUCUUUCGGCGCAUGCGUUGAAUGUUGUCUCUGCCGACAAAUGGUAA
Closterium sp. Naga37s-1 is the source of this 987-nucleotide messenger RNA. The record is from the annotation of a GenBank genome assembly. Lineage: Eukaryota; Viridiplantae; Streptophyta; Zygnematophyceae; Desmidiales; Closteriaceae.